This is a messenger RNA of Drosophila rhopaloa, 5641 nucleotides long. RefSeq names its product insulin-like growth factor 2 mRNA-binding protein 1 (gene Imp). Lineage: Eukaryota; Metazoa; Arthropoda; Insecta; Diptera; Drosophilidae. The transcript has 7 exons. The record is from RefSeq and is a predicted model, not a curated record. Gene Ontology annotation, molecular function: mRNA 3'-UTR binding. The coding region runs from base 1466 to 3364 and encodes 632 amino acids. Gene Ontology annotation, cellular component: nucleus; cytoplasm; cytosol. Gene Ontology annotation, biological process: regulation of gene expression; nervous system development.
AGCUGCCACAAGGCAAUUUUCACUUUCUCACAAUUCUGUUUCAAUUUUUUUCUCGCUCAAAAAAAAUCAAAAAUUAACCCAAAAUCAAAAAUAUACACUUACACUGACCACAACAAGACAAAAUACCGAACAACAAAAUAACAAACCCAAACAAAGAAAAUAAAAAGAAAACAGAAAGAAAGAUAAGGAGAAAUCGAGCGAGGGGCACAUGAACAGAUCGAAAUCCAAUCCGAUUCAAUAUAUACUGUUCUAUCUUUCAUCGCUCACCCACUUUUCGGCUGGCAAUUAAAAUUCGUUCAUAGAUAAAACACCCAACAGAGUGAUCAACAUAAUUGAGAGCAAACAGAGCCCCCAGCUUCCUUCCCUUGAGCUUAGACCCUGAUCCUCGAUCCCCCGAAAUACCGAAAUACCUAAUUACCGAAGGGAAGGGACGGCAGCAGCAGCGGCUCCAUCUACCAGAAAAGAAAAGACCCAGGGCUCGUACCACCCACUAUAAACCUAAUCGAAUCAAUUCAACAUCCAAUCCCAAAGCCUGACAUUUCGAAAAUCUCGUAGUAGCGAAGUCAACCGAUGAAAGUCGAACCGAAAGCCGCAGAAUUGGAAACCUAAACGGAUCAAUAGCCUGGACAGAACAUAGAAUUUAGGAGCAUCAAUAGCAUCUCAAUUUCAAACAGCUAAAACUGACAUCCUACAAAGCAAUCGAUGAGCAGCAAAUCAGCCAACAGAUAGUCGUGUCCUAUUAGAUCUAUAACUCUUUUUUUUGGCCCAAUUGACACCAAAACAAACAAAAAAAACACAAACCACAAAUGUAACUUUUUUUAGAAGCCCACAAAAAGGACGAGUUUAAAACCGCAACGCACAACCAAGUUUCGAGCAAAAAAGUUUAAAUUAAAACGCCCAAAAAACGUAAAAGACAAAACCCGUGAAAAAUUAAAAACAAAAAGAAAUGCUAACGCGACUUUAAUACAAAUCCACUAACAAACGCUUGCUAAACGCUUUUUUCCCGGUUCAACAGAGGUCAGCAAAAGUUUCGACUCGGCAAAAAGAAAAAAUUACCAAAAAAACAAACGUGAAUACAAACGUAAAAUCCGUCAAGGACAUGAUUCAAUCGAGUAAUUAAGCGCGCAAAAUUCAAAAAGUCAUCAUUCCACACGUAACACCCGAAACGUAAAAGAGUUGAAGCAGGAGUAAAAGAAGACAAGCUGAAAAAAUACAAAUUUAUAAAAGAUCAAUUUCGAAAGGUCCGAUUCGCGUUUUCGAAAGCCAUUUUGAAAUUCUAAAGUGUUCAAACAGCGAUUUUUGCAAAAGUUCGGUUCAGGCAGCCAGUCAUAAGCUAUUUCCAACGAGAUAUUUAUAUUGACCCCGGCAAUAUAUAUAUAUAUAUAUAUAUAUAUCCGAUCGACUCACCUACCCCGAAGGUAAACUUCAAAAACACACGCACACUCAACCAAAAGAGCUACCGAAAAUGGCAUCCGAACUGGAUCAAUUCGCCGACCUGGAACUCUCAAAGGAGGAUCGUGAACAGAUCUUCGAUCCGCCACUGGAUCGACAGCAGUUGGAAGGUGCUGGCACCUCAAGUGUUACGACAUCAAAAAUCUUAAUAAGCGGCAUACCGAUGCAAACACGUUUCGAAGACAUCGAACCGCUACUGAAGCCCUAUGGCAUCGUCAAACAGUGUGAGGCUAUUUCUAGUAAGGAUCAAAAUACUCAAACAGUACAUAUAACAUUCGAAAAUCCUGAGCAGGCGCAAAGAGCUGCUGGUGGUCUAAACGGUGUCGAGUUCGAAGGAAGCAAGCUGCAUGCCGAGCAGCUGGACAAGAACCAGCGGCGUAGCCAGCGCAACCAGCGCAAUCCGUAUCCGGGGAUGCCCGGCCCCGGACGCCAGGCGGACUUCCCGCUACGCAUCCUUGUGCAGAGCGAGAUGGUGGGUGCCAUUAUUGGCCGCCAGGGCAGCACCAUCAGGACGAUCACACAACAGAGCCGUGCUCGUGUCGACGUUCACCGCAAGGAGAACGUUGGCUCGCUGGAGAAAUCUAUCACGAUCUAUGGCAAUCCGGAGAACUGUACAAACGCCUGCAAACGCAUCCUAGAAGUGAUGCAGCAGGAGGCCCUCUCCACGAAUAAGGGUGAAAUUUGCCUUAAAAUACUCGCCCACAACAAUCUGAUUGGACGGAUCAUUGGCAAGUCGGGCAAUACCAUUAAACGGAUCAUGCAGGACACCGAUACGAAGAUCACCGUCAGCUCGAUCAACGACAUCAACAGCUUCAACUUGGAGCGCAUCAUCACGGUCAAGGGAUUGAUUGAGAACAUGUCGCGUGCUGAGAACCAGAUUAGCACCAAACUGCGCCAAAGCUACGAGAAUGAUCUGCAGGCGAUGGCGCCGCAGAGCCUCAUGUUCCCCGGUCUCCAUCCCAUGGCAAUGAUGUCGACACCGGGCAACGGCAUGGUCUUCAAUACGAGCAUGCCGUUCCCCUCGUGUCAAAGCUUUGCCAUGUCCAAGACCCCGGCCAGUGUGGUGCCACCGGUGUUCCCCAACGACCUGCAGGAGACCACCUAUCUCUACAUACCGAACAACGCUGUCGGCGCCAUCAUCGGCACCAAGGGCUCGCACAUCCGGAGCAUUAUGCGCUUCUCGAACGCAUCCCUCAAAAUAGCCCCCCUCGACGCCGACAAGCCGCUGGACCAACAAACGGAGCGCAAGGUGACGAUUGUUGGCACACCGGAGGGUCAGUGGAAGGCGCAGUACAUGAUCUUCGAGAAGAUGCGCGAGGAGGGCUUCAUGUGUGGCACGGACGAUGUGCGCCUCACAGUUGAAUUGCUUGUGGCUAGCUCUCAGGUGGGUCGCAUUAUUGGCAAGGGUGGCCAGAAUGUGCGCGAAUUGCAGCGCGUGACGGGCAGUGUGAUCAAGUUGCCGGAGCAUGCCCUUGCACCGCCGUCGGGCGGCGAUGAGGAGACACCAGUGCACAUCAUUGGACCAUUCUACAGCGUACAGUCUGCACAGCGACGCAUCCGAGCCAUGAUGCUGUCGACAAAUCCGCCGCCAAUAACCAAAAAACAGAAAGCUGCCAAAGAACAAUUGCAACAACAGCAACAGAGCCUCGCCGGAGCUGCGACCAGCGGGUCCCAGCAGCAGCAGCAGCCACAGUCGCCAUCGCAACAGCAGGCGCUGCCGCCGCAAUUGCAUCAUCAGCCUGUGUCAUCGGCGUCGUCAUCGUCGACGCCGCCUGCACACCAUCAGCAGCAGGCGUCGACGGCAGCGACCUCACACCAGUUGCAACAGCAGCAGCCAUCGCCGCCGCCACCUGGCAAUGCAACUGCGGCCGCAGCCCAGCAGCAGCAGCAGCUGGCGAGCUCACAGCAGUGAGCGGGAACCACCGAUGAAGGAGAACCGGCGCCGCAGCAGCAACACUAAUAGCAGAAACAUCAGCAACAGUAGCAGCAGCAGCACCAGCAGCAGCAGUAACUGCAACAGCAAACGCAACAUCAACGGCAGCAGCGACAGCUCCAACAAUAGCCAAGGCAGGGUUUUCUACUGUUGAUACUACCUCCACAACACACCCGUUAUCUUCAAUCCCCCAAGAACCACCCCAUUAUUUACAACCCUAUAAUUACAAGCUAACCGUAGGCGCCACCUUUGUGCUGGCACAGGCGACGGCAAAAGUAAGCAAACAAUCUGGAGCAGAAACAUAAACAAAAUCAUACAUAUAUAGUGACCCGCGCAAAGAAGCUCUACUAGUUCAUAACGAGUGUAUUGCAACUUUAACAAGAAGAACAGCAACAGUCACACAGCAAGAAUAACCAUAACACCAUUCUUCAUUUGCAUACUAAGAAAUAAAGAGAAAAAGUAAAUAGAAAGCGAAAUCGAUCACCCAUAACACUAAACACCCCGCCCCGACUUUGUGUUGUUGUUUAGAUAGGAGUAAACUUUUGUGUCGGCUGAGAAAUACGGCACCGCCCAAAAGUUCUCUUUUCCAAGGCAAUUGCCGUACAUCUAGAAAUAUUCAUAACUUUUAUAUUUAAACAAUAUUUCCAACAACAACACAAAGAGUCACAGGAACUAAAAAGAAAACCCACAAAAUUACCAACCCACAAUUUUAAUGCAAGAAAGGAAAUUAAAGGAUAAAGAAGGAAAGUUUAGUAGUGUAUGCGUUAUAUUUUUUUUAAAUAUAUUUAACUAUAAAACGUUUAUUUUUAAUUAUUUUUUUUAACAAAGAUUUAGUAAGCUUAUAUUUAAGUGAAAAGAAAAGAAGGAGAAAAGUGAGCAAAGCGCAAGAGAACGAGAUUGAGAAUCAAGAAAAUAAGGGGAUAAACAAUUGUUUAUUCCCAAUUCAACCGAAAAUUGUGUACAAGCAAAAAUUAUAACCAAGGAAAAUCAAAAAAAAUUUUAAAAAAACAAUACAGACAUGGAAAACAACAAAAGCGUCAAAAAACACAAAAAAUACUAAUUUUGAGCCCACAAUCCGAAACAAAAAAGGUGAACAACGUUUCCAACAAACACUAAUUUCUGAGUUCUAAAAAUCAGUUGAUAAAGUUAUGUGUACAAUGUGCAACAGUUGAAGCAACUGAUGGCGCCCCACUGUUAUACGUAGCAUAACAGACCUAAACCCAAAACCCAAACCACCAAAAAAACAACUAUCUAUGUAUACAAUAUCGUUAAGAGCUGUACUGGAUGGAUUGAUGGAUGGAUGAGUGUGUAUAUUGGGACUAAAUCGAUAGGAAGGGAGUUGGAUGGAACAAAAAAUGCCAGAAAGAGCAAUGUACUGUACAGCUGUAAAAUAGUUUUUCGAUGCUUGAAAAGUUGUUUGUAUGGAUAGAUACGAAUACCAGUCAUUUUUUUUGCAAGGAAUGGAGUUACAAGAAUUGUUGAUUAUACUUAGUGCGAAAGCAGCGGAAGGAGAAGAAGGAGUAUGGAAGGAUAAGAACGCUAUAGCAAAUGCAAGAGCGAGAGAUAGUGUUAAAAAAAAACUAUUGUAAUGUGUUUGCCUUGAAAUGAAAACAAAACUAACUAGAAAUGAAAUAACGGUGCUGAAAUGUUAAUUUUUUUUAAUCGAUCGUUAACGUUAAGUGUUACGUUAUAACGUUUGAGCAUGUAUGAGAGACAAGCUGUUAUACAUGGAUGGGACACUGCACUACACAACAACAUAACCCAGCCAAUCCGAACCCAAAUCAAAGUCUAAUUCAUAGCCACAAAGCAAUCAAAACUGAAGGAUGCAUUUUGUAGAAGUCGUAAUCGUAGCGUAAACAGACAAUAUAUAAACAUUAACCGUAUGACCAAACACCAUAGCUAGAGGCCGCAACCCAAGUAACUGAAUCGGAGCAACAAACAAUCAAACUACAAUCUACCCCAGCCAAAACAAGCAACAAUAGCAAUAGCCCAAUUUUGUGUUGUUUUGAAAUAGCUAUUAUCUAAUUAUUAACUAUAUUUUUUUGUAACGUAAAUAUUAAACUUAUUGCUAUUCCAUAGAAUUAAUGUUACGAAGUAGUUGGACGGACAAACAGUCAACCAAAUCAAAUCAAAUCAAAGCCCCAAUCCCUAGCGAUCCAACCCUUUUGUUUGUAUAACACUUGCUUCGGAGGCAGACAGUUUAAAAACACCACAUACAAAUCAAGGCAAAUUCAACAUUUCGGCAAAAAACAAAAA